This is a messenger RNA of Drosophila rhopaloa, 548 nucleotides long. RefSeq lists its product as uncharacterized. The record is from RefSeq and is a predicted model, not a curated record. Bases 186 to 488 code for a protein of 100 amino acids. NCBI's taxonomy places the organism in Eukaryota, Metazoa, Arthropoda, Insecta, Diptera, Drosophilidae. The transcript has a single exon.
UUUCGCUUUUGUUGAUUCCAACCAUGCAUAUAUGUAUGUACAUAUGUACAAAAGUAUAUCAGCCAUCGUUUUGGUCAACAUCACUUCAGUUCACAAAAGUGUCAGACUCGUAAAGUCGGUCUUAAACGGGUUCGACCAGCAAAAGUAAAAGUCACCUGUCGGCGUUUGUGUGUAACUGUAAGAUAAUGAGUGUACUUACGAAACUACUCAAGGCAAUGCUUGUGGUCCUAUUGACUGCGUUUUUGGGACAUGAAACUGUGGCCUAUGAUCCCAAUGAUCCCAAGAUAGCCGAAUGCUGCCUGCCUCCAGAGGGGAUGUUCGAGGCCUUUUACCCCCGCGAAGUGGAAGGUAUCCCCAAUAGCGCCUCCCGCCCAGCCCAUGGCCACGGUAGCUUCUUUAAGCACCGCAAUCCAGCACUUGUGGACACAAAAAAUGCAGCGGCCUAUGGCUAUCGUUUUGAUGGCAAGAGGCGUUUCAAUUUUGAUUAAUUUCGCUCACUUAUUCAGGGUCCUUUACCAAUAAAACCCCUUCUGAAACCGUAAAUGUAA